Messenger RNA from Saccostrea cuccullata (small rock oyster), 682 nucleotides. RefSeq lists its product as uncharacterized. The annotation marks the transcript as partial. NCBI's taxonomy places the organism in Eukaryota, Metazoa, Mollusca, Bivalvia, Ostreida, Ostreidae. The transcript is spliced from 3 exons. The record is from RefSeq and is a predicted model, not a curated record.
AUGACUGAUUUCAAAGUGUACUGGAUCCUGUGCAUAUUUGCUGUUGUAAAUUCAGACACUAUCCCAACAUCAAUCCCAAAUAUAGACCAUUACUCUGGAAUGUCUUACGGUUCUUCCUCUAUGUCUAUUUAUGAAGGCGCUUUAAUGAAAUUAGGAUGUUCUUUGCCUUCACUGGGGAAUCCGCCGAUUACAUGGACAUGGUAUUGUGGGGGAGAAAUCAUGACAAACGUUACAUUUUCAAGCAACUACUUGAAAACAUACUUGAAUUUCACUGCAACAUGGAAGCACGACAGAAAAGUUUGCUAUUGCAGAGCAAGUUCUACUAGUUUAUUCUACGACGAAGCCUCUCGGUAUCGCUACGAGAUACGUGUUUAUCGACCCUGGACACGACCAUUUAUUUAUCCAUUGUCUCCUACAACUGUAGAGAGCGGUGAGAACAUUAGCAUAAAGUGUAAUCUCACAACACUGGGAUUUCCACAAAUAAUUAUGAUUUGGAUCUGUGACAGCAUGGUUCCACAGUAUGGAACGAGUAUAGGAACAGAGACGUACGUGGAAAUCGAAGUUACUGCACGUUACAAUGGAAAGUUAUGCAGAUGUAGAGGACUAUCUUCCCCAUCUUCUUACUAUGCAUACAUGUACACAUAUGACGAGGUAUCAGACCCUGUGGAGAUCACCGUUUUAC